AGCUCCUGGUUCAGCAAUGAGUAGGAGAGUUGAUUUUCUUAGGUUACAGUGCCUGGCCUAUGGGAAGGAUAUACAAACAUCCUCCGGUGUAAUCAGCUCAAGUACGGUGGUAGCUUACUUCAGCAAAGCACCUUCUAAAGUUUACGUUCCAAUUUACGGAUCUAAGCGAGGUCCCUCUGGAAUUCAGGGAGGAAAGUGUUAAUCUCGGGUUUCCCAGUCACCAAAAAGUCACAUCCUCUGAAGACGUCGGCUUCGUUUACUCUCGCGAGAAUGUGAAAAAAAAAAAAUCUAAUGCUUUUCAUUAGCCCCGCCCCCAACCCUGUAAGUUGCCUAGCAACGAUGCAACCAAACUCCGCAGUGCGAGGAAACUUGGGAGCUGGCGAUCUUUCGGCUGUACGGUUUCAACCACCUUCAGGAGCCGUCGUCAGCGAUUCGGAUUUGAGCCCGCCCUCUGCAGCCUGCGGGCGCCGGAUUGGUCGAUGAUCCUCUCCAGACAUUUCCUGAAGAGCUGCCAUGUCCGGGAAAUUUGCAUCUUCCUCAGAACCGAACAACAACAGCUAUGAAACCAAAACUGCCAGUCUUCGAAUGUCAGAGAAGAAAUCGUGGGCAUCUUACAUGACCAACUCCCCAACUCUCAUCGUUAUGAUCGGCCUGCCAGCCCGGGGCAAAACGUAUGUGUCCAAGAAACUCACACGCUACCUCAACUGGAUCGGAGUGCCCACCAAAGUGUUUAAUCUUGGGGUAUAUCGGCGUGAAGCAGUCAAGUCCUAUAAGUCCUAUGACUUCUUCCGGCAUGACAACGAGGAGGCCAUGAAGAUCCGCAAACAGUGCGCUCUGGUGGCGCUGCAAGAUGUGAAGGCGUAUCUUACGGAGGAGAGUGGGCAGAUUGCGGUGUUUGAUGCCACCAAUACCACUAGAGAGCGGAGGGACAUGAUCUUGAACUUUGCCAAGGAGAAUUCCUUCAAGGUGUUCUUUGUGGAAUCUGUCUGUGAUGAUCCUGAUGUCAUUGCUGCCAACAUCCUGGAGGUAAAGGUGUCGAGCCCUGACUACCCUGAAAGGAACAGGGAGAAUGUGAUGGAGGACUUCCUAAAAAGAAUUGAGUGCUACAAAGUCACCUAUCGGCCCCUUGACCCAGACAACUAUGACAAGGAUCUGUCUUUCAUCAAGGUGAUAAAUGUGGGCCAGCGAUUUUUAGUGAACAGAGUCCAGGACUACAUCCAGAGCAAGAUAGUCUACUACCUCAUGAAUAUCCACGUGCAGCCUCGCACCAUUUACCUUUGCCGGCACGGAGAGAGCGAGUUCAACCUCUUGGGGAAGAUUGGGGGCGACUCUGGCCUCUCGGCCCGGGGCAAACAGUUUGCCCAGGCUCUAAGGAAGUUUCUGGGGGAACAGGAGAUAGCAGACCUCAAAGUGUGGACGAGCCAGCUGAAGAGGACUAUCCAGACCGCCGAGUCCCUGGGUGUAACAUAUGAGCAGUGGAAGAUUCUGAACGAGAUCGAUGCUGGCGUGUGCGAGGAGAUGACCUACUUGGAGAUUGAGAAGCAGUACCCGGAGGAGUUUGCGCUUCGAGACCAAGAGAAAUACCUGUAUCGCUACCCUGGCGGGGAGUCCUACCAGGACCUGGUGCAGCGGCUGGAGCCUGUCAUCAUGGAGCUGGAGCGUCAGGGCAACGUCCUCGUCAUCUCCCACCAGGCUGUCAUGCGCUGCCUCCUGGCCUACUUCUUGGAUAAGGGUGCAGAUGAGCUGCCGUACUUGAGGUGCCCUCUCCAUACCAUCUUCAAGCUUACUCCUGUGGCCUAUGGAUGCAAAGUGGAGACCAUUAAGCUCAACGUGGAGGCUGUGAACACUCACCGUGACAAGCCAACCAACAACUUCCCCAAGAACCAAACCCCUGUAAGGAUGAGAAGGAACAGCUUUACGCCUCUGUCCAGUUCGAAUACAAUAAGGCGUCCAAGAAAUUACAGUGUUGGGAGCCGGCCCCUCAAGCCCCUCAGCCCUCUCCGUGCCCUGGACACGCAAGAAGGGGCCGACCAGCCGAAGACCCAAGUCAGCAUUCCGGUGUGCUCUACUCACAGUUCUUACUUGCCUGCUUUGUUCCCCCUCCCUGGUCUUCCCUUUGGAUUUUCCGGUGUGAUGCAUGGCUUUGUCAUCGUGGUGUCCGUCCAGGUGGGAAGGGUGGUUGGCGAGAGAGAAGUCAAGGCUCUGUUGACGCUCUCUGCAGGGGGCUUCAAUGGAUCUGGAUGCGGGGAGCAUCGUUUUUUUCCCCCUCUCCUUUCCUCUCGAGGCAGGUCGUGCAAGGGUUCACCCCGGCCUCAGAACAUCCACAGAUGCUCUGGAGCAUACAGGCGGACAUAGAGUGAGAGCUGGCGCUGUGGUUCACGAGUCCCAGUCCGAAGUGUGCAGUGCCCCGGGGAAGUUGGCUCUGAGCUUGCGGGAAGUAUCUGGAUGGGUAAUCAUCCCUUCAGAAGCCAGGCAUAGGUCCUUUGGCCGCUGUAGAGUGAGGGUCGGGCGAGGAUGGCCUCUGGCUUUUGCAGGUCCAUGUAGGGCUCCCACGUCUUUUUUU
Molecule: messenger RNA, 2563 nt
Organism: Suricata suricatta (meerkat)
Lineage: Eukaryota; Metazoa; Chordata; Mammalia; Carnivora; Herpestidae
Gene: PFKFB2
Product: 6-phosphofructo-2-kinase/fructose-2,6-biphosphatase 2
Exons: 16
Coding region: 514-2355 (613 amino acids)
Biological process (GO): fructose metabolic process; fructose 2,6-bisphosphate metabolic process
Cellular component (GO): cytosol
Molecular function (GO): fructose-2,6-bisphosphate 2-phosphatase activity; ATP binding; 6-phosphofructo-2-kinase activity
Source: RefSeq, a predicted model, not a curated record